AUGGCCGUCAUGGGCAAGGCUAGAGCUCUCUUCUCCCUCGGCAAAUACGCCGAUGCUCUUCACAACUACCAGUCCGCUCUCGAGCGCGCCCCACAACUUCAAGAUCCGGAUCCGAGAAUCGGCAUAGGCUGCUGUUUCUGGCAGCUGGGUCACAAGGAUGAGGCCCACAGCGCAUGGCAACGCGCCCUUGAAGUCAACCCGACCUCAAAGAUUGCCAACAUCCUGCUCGGCCUGUACCACCUCGACCAGAGCGCAAAGCUUCCCACCACCGACCCCGAGUUCCAGCAACACUACAAGAAGGCCAUGACCGAGUACACCCAAACUGCCUGGAAGCUCGAUAACAAGUUCCCCCUGACUUGCGCCACCUUCGGAAACUAUUUCAUCCUCAGAAAGGCCUGGCCCACGGUAGAGCGUCUUGCCCGUCAAGCCAUCGAGGCCACAGAUGUCAACGCUAUUGCCAGUGAUGGUUGGUAUCUCAUGGCCCGCAAGGAACACACCGAAGGAAACGUUGCCAAGGCCACCGACUACUACAACAGGGCCGAUCAAGCAAGAGGUGGUGAUGAGAGAGGUUACCUGCCUGCCAAGUUUGGUGCCGCUCAGCUCAAGAUCCUUUCCAAGGACUGGUCCGGCGCAAGGUUCCGUCUCGAGAGCAUUGUUCAGUCCACCAAGAGUGCAGAGGCCAUGACUCUGCUUGGUCUCCUGUAUGCCGAAGAAGUCUACGCUAACCAAAAUGCUGGAUCCAAGGAAGACAGGUCGUCAGAGAUGAGAAAGGCUAUUGGUCUCCUGGAAGGUGUCCGCAACACUUGGAAGGACCCCAAAAGAAGGCUACCCCUGACUCGUACGUCCUCUUGA
Molecule: messenger RNA, 852 nt
Organism: Aureobasidium uvarum
Lineage: Eukaryota; Fungi; Ascomycota; Dothideomycetes; Dothideales; Saccotheciaceae
Source: the annotation of a GenBank genome assembly